This is a messenger RNA of Haplochromis burtoni (Burton's mouthbrooder), 3284 nucleotides long. It is a transcript of the gene podn, whose product is annotated as podocan. The record is from RefSeq and is a predicted model, not a curated record. The transcript is spliced from 11 exons. The coding region runs from base 166 to 1926 and encodes 586 amino acids. Lineage: Eukaryota; Metazoa; Chordata; Actinopteri; Cichliformes; Cichlidae. Gene Ontology annotation, molecular function: protein binding.
ACUCACUCCUUUCCUUUUUCACUCUCGCCUGGCUGUCUUUCCCUUAACUUUCCCUCUCCCACUCCCACUUCGCUCUCACAUCUGGAGGGUAUCUGGAGUGGCUGUGUGACUCCAAGCCUACUAUGGGACAGCCUGUGUUUGAACUGGAAGUCAGACUUCAGAGAGAUGGCCUUUCUCAAGCAUUCCAUCCUGCACGCCCUGAGUGUGCUGCUCUUGGCCUGGGUGUUGGUGCAGUGCCAGGCCUCUGUUGAACCAGAGGAAGAGGAGGAGGAAGAGCCAACAGAGGAAACAGAAACUGCAACAGAGGUGACGAAAUCUGAGCCGGAAAUCUGUCCGCAGGAUUGCAGCUGUACAGCAGAGAGGGUAGUGGACUGCCCCGGAGUCAACCUCAUCGAGUUCCCCGCUAAGCUCUCGGAACAAACCCGCCAGCUCUCUCUACAGAACAACAAGAUCGAGGAGAUAACGGUCGAGCAUAUUUCCCAUCUGCAUCAGCUUGAGACUCUUAAUCUUCAGAAUAACUGGCUCACCUCAGAUGGCCUUGAAGAUGAAGGGUUUGAGAUGCUCGAACAACUGGCUUAUUUAUACUUGGCAAAUAACAAGCUCACCUUAGCACCAAAGGUCCUGCCCCCCUCUUUGGUCAGUGCUGAUUUCGCUGCUAAUCAGCUUACAAGGAUCUUUCCAUAUACAUUUGGUCAUAAGCCAAAACUGAGGUCUGUGUAUCUCCAUAACAACAAGCUGACUGAUGCAGGUCUCCCUGAACAUAUGUUCAAUGCUUCUGACAACCUGGAGAUCCUAACCAUGUCUAGCAACUUCUUGAGGGUUGUUCCCAAGAACCUGCCUCCGACUCUUUACCGUCUUCAUCUGAAGAGAAACAAGCUGGAGAAAAUCCCAGCAGGAGCUUUUGACAGCUUGCCCAAUCUCAGAGAAUUAUAUCUUCAGAACAACCUUCUCAGCAAUGAGGGCAUGGACAAUGAGACUUUCAGCCAACUCAGCAGCCUUGAGUGUUUGGAUUUGUCAAAUAACAACCUCAGCGUUGUCCCAAAGGGUCUCCCUCGCAGUCUUGUGCUGCUACACUUGGAGAAGAACGACAUCCGCAGUAUCCCUGGAGAUGCUCUAACGUCAGCCCGAAAUCUUGAAUACCUGCUCCUCCACAAUAACAAACUUCGUUCCCGUUCUAUCCACCCAGCUGCCUUCCAGGGCUUGAAAAAGCUGCACACUCUUCACAUGCACAACAAUUUGCUGGAGCGUGUUCCCAGAGGCUUGCCUCGGCGAGCAAAGACCUUAAUGCUGCUCCAUAACUCUAUUUCUGAAAUUGGCCGCAACGACUUAACCUUGUUGUACACGCUGAUAGAACUCAACCUCAGCUACAAUAAGCUUACCAGCCCCAAGAUGCAACGUGAGGCUUUUAGGAAGCUACGUCUGCUGGAAACCCUGGACCUGUCGGGGAACAGCCUUACCUCAAUGCCCAGGGGCCUUCCUCGCAGUCUGCACGUGCUCGAAAUCAAGAACAACCUGAUCAACUCUAUACCAGAUGGUACGCUGACAAAGAUGGAGAAGUUACGAAAGCUGAUCCUGAGUGAUAACCAGCUGAAACUGAACUCAGUCUACCAGGGAGCCUGGAUGGAGCUCACUGCGCUCACAACGCUGGACCUGUCUGGUAACCUAAUGACACACAUCCCCGCUGACCUACCCGAGUCUCUGGAAUACAUUUACCUGCAAAACAACCGCAUCUCCAGUAUUCAUGGUUCAGCUUUUGAAGGCACUCCCAACAUCAAAGGCAUCUUCCUCCGGUUUAACCCCCUGUCUGUGGACGCCGUAGAUGAGAGUUCCUUCAAAUACCUGUCCAACUUGCAGGUGCUGGACACCGGUGCAGGAAACCCUGACCUCCCCAUUCAAAAAGAGGAGAUCGAAGAGGAGCAAGACUAGACCUGGGUUGAUCGGACUAUAAUUGGACUGCAUUGCAUCAAAGACAGAAAGAGUUUUUAAAUGGGGAAUGUACCUGUGAAUAUUAUUUCCCAGGUUCAUUUUUGUAUCGUGGCAGCGUCACAUAUUUCUGGUGCAGGAAACCGGAUGGGGUUACUGAUGUUUCCAUUUUUUUUGGGCUGGUUAUUAAUGCAUAUCUUUAUAUCUGACCUUUAAUUAUUUUUGUCUUUGAUCAUUUUAUUGUUUCUGUGCAUUACCCUCAAAGAUUUAUUGGCAAAAUCUAAUGUGAACCUUCCCAUGUAAAUGUUUCUGAAUCGAUACAAAGAAUGUAAGCAGAGUGAAAAAUUCUGCUCCCACUGUGUGUGUCUUUCUCUGCUUUCUCAGCCUCUUUUCCUUCAAAGUCGCCUGCCUUGGCUCAUUGCAUUAAAAAAAGAGUGAUUUUACUUACAAUACUGUGAAAACAUUUGAAACAAAAGUGCCAAUAUAAGUAUACGAUUUCCAAUGAAACCAACAAAGCCACAGAAACUGUUGAAUCAAACCUGGCUAAAUAUUCUCAAAAAAGGCUGCAAUUUAAUGUCAUUAUUCUGAACGUAGAGCUUAGUUUUUACAUAAGUAAUUGAAGUUUUAGGAAUAACACAGAAGAUCUAAAACAUUUAAAAAAUCUCAAGCGUUUAUUUUUAAAAUGGUAGAGAAAGCAUGAAUAGCAACAAAAGUAACAAUGGGAAAGCUUUAAAGCUGCAUUUCAUCACCAUAAUAUCAAAUAUAUUUAUUCAUCAGCGUUUGAGUCGUUCACUGGAUUUGCAUUCUGUAAUUGCUUCCUUUUGUUUCUGUCAGAGUUUACCGAUCUGGGAGAGAACACAAAAGCCCCCUGUGGAGUUUUCUGGUAAACAAUCAAAAGUUUACAUUCCAUUUUACAACCGAAAAUGUGUUGAAUGUGUUGCAUUUUAUUUUGCUUCCUCAUAAAACAUUUGCAAAAUCAGUUUUCUGCAAGAAAGCUUCCUCCUCUGAAUCAUCUGGACAUGAUAUAGCCACCUGUUAGAAACUCCAAAGUGAACCACUAAAUGUUAAUGGACAAGAGGCUUACAGGAAACGCUACGUCAGAAUUACUUAAUAGGAAAAAACACUAACACUCUAUGGACUUCUGGUUUCAUAGCAGGGACUUGUGAGAUAAUCUUGAAUGAAUAAUCACUAUCAGUCCCUUUACAGCAAUAUGCUAUAAAGGGACUGAUAGUGUUUUAUAUUUCAGUCAUGACCACUACAGUUAAAGAAGAUGCCAUUUCCAUCUGCGGUAAUUUAUAAGAAGCAGCUUAGCCCUGGCACAUAAUUCAAAAGCCUUCAGUGACAUCCAGUGUUGGUCAAGU